AUGCAACCAUCACUGCCAGCCUUCCACUUCUCCAACCUGCUCAGUCCGCUAUCCCAGGCUGCUCAACCCGACCCGGAAGCCUCAAAGGGUGACGCCGCCAUGGCAAGCGUGUCAGUCACCGUCAUCAAGCCCAACGGGCCCCUCCCUGGUGCUCAGGCCUCGCCUUCGUCGAAUGAACUGCCGCGUCCCUACAAAUGUCCUCUUUGUGACAAAGCCUUUCAUCGUCUCGAACACCAGACCCGACACAUUCGCACUCACACGGGCGAAAAGCCACACGCCUGCCAGUUCCCUGGCUGCAGCAAGAAGUUUUCCCGCUCGGAUGAGCUGACCCGUCACUCGAGAAUUCACAACAAUCCAAACUCGCGCCGUGGCAACAAGGGCCAGCACCACCCGCACCACCCGCACCAUGCGCACCACCCGCAUCACCAGCACCACCAAGCCCUGCCUCCGCAUAUGCUCCACGAGGGCAUGAUGGCACCCCCGCCGGCCCCUAAAACGAUUCGAUCGGCUCCCACGUCGACCCUGGCCUCGCCCAACGUGUCUCCUCCACACUCGUUCGCCUCGUUUGCCCAGCACCCUCACCACAACGUACACAGCAGCUACAGCCGCGCUGGUGACACGUCGAUGCUUGCAAAGGCGGCGACCCAGGUCGAGCGUGAGACACCUGCCGCCCCCGUCAGCCGCGGCCCCCGGCAAUACUUUGGUCACGGCCUGCACAGCUCCCGAGGUCACCCCAAUGGCCUGUCAUCGUACCACAUGGCCAGGUUUCAUUCCAACGAUGACCACGACGACCACUACAACGGAGCUCUGCGCCACGCCAAACGCUCGAGGCCCAACUCGCCCAACUCAACCGCGCCCUCCUCACCCACCUUUUCUCACGACUCACUCUCUCCUACCCCUGACCACACGCCAAUCGCGACUCCGGCUCACUCCCCUCGCCUGCGGCCGUUUUCAGGCUACGAGCUGCCCAGCAUCAGAAACCUGUCUCUGGCGCACAACACCACGCCAGCGUUGGCGCCCAUGGAGCCUCACCUGGAUGCCCCUCCUCCAUUCACCCCCCAACUGAACGCUCCUCGCAGCCACGGCAUAUCUUUGACGGACAUCAUCAGCCGCCCGGAUGGUGCUCAAAGGAAGCUGCCAGUUCCGCAGGUUCCCAAGGUGGCGGUUCAUGAUUUGCUCACGGAAACCGGGUUCAGCAACAGCGGCAGGAGCUCCGCCACUGGCAGCUUGGCUGGAGGUGAUCUCAUGGAUCGCGUCUAG
Messenger RNA from Ustilaginoidea virens, 1260 nucleotides. RefSeq lists its product as uncharacterized. Gene Ontology annotation, molecular function: RNA polymerase II cis-regulatory region sequence-specific DNA binding. Lineage: Eukaryota; Fungi; Ascomycota; Sordariomycetes; Hypocreales; Clavicipitaceae. Gene Ontology annotation, cellular component: cytoplasm; nucleus. Bases 1 to 1260 code for a protein of 419 amino acids. The record is from RefSeq and is a predicted model, not a curated record. The transcript has a single exon.